Candoia aspera is the source of this 6518-nucleotide messenger RNA. It is a transcript of the gene CENPF, whose product is annotated as centromere protein F. Gene Ontology annotation, cellular component: nucleus; spindle pole; chromosome, centromeric region. The coding region runs from base 1 to 6468 and encodes 2155 amino acids. The transcript is spliced from 15 exons. Gene Ontology annotation, molecular function: transcription factor binding; protein homodimerization activity; dynein complex binding. NCBI's taxonomy places the organism in Eukaryota, Metazoa, Chordata, Lepidosauria, Squamata, Candoiidae. Gene Ontology annotation, biological process: mitotic cell cycle; metaphase chromosome alignment; regulation of G2/M transition of mitotic cell cycle. The record is from RefSeq and is a predicted model, not a curated record.
AUGAGCUGGGCUGUGGAAGAGUGGAAAGAGGGUCUUUCCACUAGAGUCCUUCAGAAGAUUCAAGAACUUGAAAGUCAAGUUGAGAAAUUUAAAAAGGAACGUCAGCAAAGGCAAUUUCAACUGGAAUCUCUGGAGGCAGCUUUGGAGAAACAGAAGCAGAAGGUUGAAAAGGAAAAAAAUGAGGGAGCAGCCUUGAAGAGAGAAAACCAGAACUUGAUGGAACUCUGCGAUAACCUAGAAAAAAACAGGCAGAAACUUUUUCAUGAACUUCAGGUGAAAGAAUCACAAAUUAAUUUUCAAGAAGGACAGCUUAUUUCAAGCAAGAAACAAGUUGAAAGGCUAGAGCAAGACCUUAAAAGGUACAAAUCUGAACUGGAAAGACAACCAAAGACCUUUGGCAGUGGAGAUACAUCUUUUGAUAACACACCACAAAGAAGCCACACUGGUUCUCCAACACCAAUCUACAAUGAUUCAAAAAUCAAAGAACUUCAAAGAAAAUCCUGCAAAGAAAUCGAAGAAAGAAAACACCUAGAAGCAGAACCAAAGAGCAUGAAGUCUCAAAAAAUUAAUCCCAUGCAUUCAGAACGUAAUAUAAGUUGCAGAGAAAUUGCCCGGCACCAAGCUUCCUCAUCUGUAUUCUCAUGGCAACAAGAGCAAACUCCAAGCUGUCCUUUAUCCAGCCAUCGAGAAACUCCUCAUAGCAAUGGGUCAACCAAGCCACAAUUUCCUUGGGAAUCUGCGGCAACUCCUAGUCACAAUAGUAUAAAAUUAGCCAAGAAAGAAUUCAUCAGUUGCAGUGUCUCCAACAGCAGCCAGGGCUCUUCAAUCACUGAUCAACUGAAAACACAGAACCAAGAAUUAAGAUCCAGAAUUCAGGAACUGGAAAAUAGGUUGCAAAUUCAGGCACAAGAUAUUAAAUCCAACCUAAUGAAGCUUCAGGAUACUCAGCUGCAAGUGGAAAACAUAAAAAUGGAAUUAACUGAAAAAGAGAAAACUCUGAACAAGGCUAGAAAUGAAGUAACUAAAAUUACAAUACAACUGGAUCAAACAGCUGCUCAGCUUUCAGCGAAAGAGGAAAAAUUCAGGAAACUCUCAAAUGAGCUGAACUGUCAGAAGCAAAAUUUUGAAAGUGUGCAGUGUUCUUUACAACAGAAGAUUAAAGACAAAGACAAAGAAUACCAAGAGAUUCUCACAACAAAACAGCAGUUAGAAAGAAAUGCCAAGGACUGUGCACAGAAAUUGAAUCAACUUGAACAGGCUAUGCAAACAAUGCAGUUGAAGGAAAAUGAAUGGAAAGAAAACUAUGAGGAAGUUAAGAAGCAAAAUAGCCUUCUCAGCUGCCAGUCUGCUGAACAACUGCAAGAAAAUUCUCAGCUAAAAGAGGAACUCUGCAGUACGAAACUCUUCCUACAGCAGAGUCAGCAUUUUGCUGAAGACCUGAAAAAUAAAAAUUGUUCACUGGAAAAAGAAUUAAAAUUGCUUGAAGAAAACCUGAACAAGCAAGAUAAUUCUGUCACUUUAGAAAAAACGAGACUUGCUGUUUCUGAUGUUGAACAUGAACAAGAUUCUCUCCAGCAAAUUCUGAAGGACAAAGAAAAUAUAAUUGAAGAGCUCAGUGUGAACCUGGAAAACAUGGAAACUCUGCAGAAAACUAGUGUAGAAUGUGAAGGCCUUAAAAAAGAGUUCGUGAUUCUUUCCCAGGGGAAAAGGAAAAGCAAAGAACUCUUGAAUGAGCUAGAUUUAGGAAAAGAAGAGUUAAUGAGCAAAAUACGUAGUUUGGAAAGUGCUUUAAUGGCUGAACAACUUAAACAUCAGGAGAAGGGAACUGCUAUCAAAGAUGAACAUGAACGAUUUAGUGAACAGCUGACCAUUUUUGAGCAGGUGGUGAAAGAAAAAACAACUGAACUAGAGGCACAAAGAAAAGCCUAUAGUGAUCUCCAGCAAAAAACAGCAAUGUCUGAGGAAAAACUUCAGAAAGAGAGAGAAAACAAUUCAGUGAAAUUAUCUGAGUUCACCAAAGAGGUAGACAUCUUACAGAAAAGGCUGCAAUCUGCAGCAAAGGAAGCAUUAGAAAAGGGGAAGUAUAUUGCCUCCCUUGAAGCAUCAUUAGCUUCUCACACACAGUUAAAUGCAUUCCUUCAGAAACAGGUUGAAGAGCUGGCCCAAACCAGAGAUGAAAUGGAAAGAUUAGCUGGAACAGCAGAGCCAAGUCAUCAAAUCUUUAUUCAGGAGAUGGAGCAGCAGAUCAGUGAAUUACAAGAAGCUGCUUUCCAGAAGGAAGGCUUGCUUUCCAAAGCAUUAUUGGCUCUUGAAGGAAAAAACAAGAAUCUACAAAAGUUGAUUGAGGAAUCAGAUAGGCAACAAGCAGAGAUUCAAGAUUUAAAAGAGAGCAAUGCGCUUCUUAAGGAUUUGGUCCAGCAACUAAAAGUUAUGGGCAAAAAGGAACCAGAUGUAUCUACAGAAAUAUCCUUAGAACAAGGUGAAACUGAGGAACUUCAGGAUGAAAGUUCCAGGCGUAAGAAUACGAUCAAUAUUUUGGAAGAAGAAAUCUUAGACAUAAAGCAAGAAAACCAGUAUCCUUCCAAAAGUUUCAGAGAAAGGAAGGAAAGCGUUUUGGAACUGUCACAAGGAAAGCAAGAGAAGAGCUUGUUACUGCCAGAAGCUGAUGAAGAAGCAGAAAGAAAAUGGACAUUAGUUGAACCAAAGGAAGAUUAUUUAGAAAGUGCUCUAAGGAAUCAAAAGGUACAAAAAGCCAGAUUCGAUACCCGAGAGAAACAGCUUGUGAACAAAUGGGAGCGGUUGCCGAAUAAGCUGAUCUCUUUAGAGAAGAAAAAGAAUACUUUGUUUUGGCAACUUGAAAAAAACCACUCAAUAUCCAAAGAAGCUACAAGUUUAAGACAGGAGGGGACAGGACAGAAUAACAGGCACUCUUCUGUAAACAUCUUGUUACAAAAACUGAUCUCUGAAAUGAAAAUAAGUGAGCAUGCAGUGCUUGACUUUAUUUUAGAUGGGACAACAUUGGAACAGCUGAGGAUAUUUGUGGAAGAAAGAGAGGAUGAACUUAAUAAGUAUCAAGUGCAGCUUGAGUUGCUUCGGAUGGAUCUUGAGGACAGAGAAAUUUCUAUAGAAAUCUAUGCUGAUCAGGUAAAGCACUUGGAGAUGAUAUUGAGAACUAUGGAGAUAAAAAUGGAAGAAAGUGAAAUGGAAAAAGAGCAAUUGCUGCAUAAAUUACAAGCAUGUAAAGAUUUGCAAAAUUCAGCCUUAAAGAUGACAGAGAUAAGUGGAAGUGACCAAUCACGAAUGUGUUUCAGUGCUGUUAUCAAGGACAAUUUUAACCUACAGAAAGAUGCCAAGUGUUCAUCAGUUCCUCAUGAUCUGAUGCCCAGCCAAAAUGAUUAUCUCCAAUUAGUAUCCUCCCUACACAUGACAAUGAGCAAGCUAAAUGAAUUGGAGAAAAUGUGUGAACACCUGCAGAAAGAAGAGUCAACAUUAGCAUCACAGCUGAAAGACUCACAGUUGGAAUGCAUCAUAAGCACAGAUACCAUGACAAAAGAAUUAAUGGAAAAAAUGAAUAGGCUAAAAGUAGAGACCAUUUCUGUUUCUAAUAAAUUAAUAGAUGAGAGUAAAAUGGAAGCACAAUCUGAUAUGGAGGAAGUGCCCUUAAUAACUCCAGAAGAUUAUGAGGGAUUUGAUUAUGAACAUUUGAAAUUAAUUAACAAAGAAAUCAAAACACAGUUGAAUGGAAUCAAGGAAAAGGUCUUUUCUUUGAAAAAUGAAUAUGAAAUUUUAGAUAUUCAGAACCUGAAUAUGGUAUUUGAAUUGUCAGAGUUAGAAUCCUGCAAUGAGAUGCUUAAAGAAAAAAAUACCACAUUGCCAAUAAAUCUCAACAAAGCCGAGGUUUCUUUUCAGAUACAGACGACACCAAGUUCAGUCAAUAAAGAAUUUAAAGCACAUGGAAAAUUCUGUAUGGAGAGUCUGUGUGGUACUGAAAUCUUCCCCUGUACAAAAGUAAUGCUUAUGGAGCCUGAUUUGGACAAUGAUGUGUCAUCAACUGAAAUGGGAGGACCACAUCAAAACAAACAAAUUGAUCUGGAAGAAACACCUGAACAAUGUAAUAUUGCUGGCAAAUUAUAUAGCAGUGAUGCCUGGGCGCCUCUCACUAAACAGGUGACCAUCUUAUCCAGAAGACAUCUUAAAAAUGGAGUCAAACAUUUUCAAUGCGAAUGUUGUGAAAACUCCUUUAAGAUGCUUAAGGAAUCAUUUAGAUCUCAUAAGAUUCUGGAAGGUGAGGAAAUAGAAAAGAUUCAAGAGCUGCUCCUUUCUGCAAAGAAGGAAGUAGAUGGCCUUCAAAAGCAAAAUAUAUUUGGCAAUGAGCACUGGCAACAAAAGCUUCAUAAAGUGAUCCUGCAAGUGGCAUCUGAACUGCCAGCUGAGAAGAAACUUCCUCAGAAACAAGGAGAACUGCAAAACCUUGACUUAAGUUCUCAUCCAAUAAUUUGUGCUGACACUGACCAGGCAAAAUUGCUUCAGGCUGCUCAGGCUGCAGAGGAUCAGUUAUCAAUUGAAAAUGUGUGCUAUAUGUUGCAGUUCCAGAAUCUGGACAGAGUUAUGGGGGAUCUCGUGUCGGAAAAAGAGGCAGCAGAAAAUCAAAUGAAAUAUCUAACUGAGGCAAGAGAAGUGAGCCUUAGAGAAUAUGAACACUUACACAGCAGGCUAAACAUCUCUGAAGCCGAAAAUGCCAAGAUAUCCAAGUCCUUGGAAGGUUCACUAGCAGAAAAAGCUGAACUUGCAGCACGGCUAACUUCUGCACAGGAAGAGGCAGAUCAGUUGCGACAGGGCAUUGAGAAGCUGAAAAUAAAGAUAGAAUCUGAUGAAAGGAGCAGGCAUCAUCUGGCUGAAAAGCUGAAAGAAAACAGACGAAAAGCUGACACUCUCACAGACAAAUCUGAGUUUCUGGAAAGAGAACUGCAUAUGUCAGAGGAGAGUUUGGAAGAUGCAAUUCUUAGAAUGGAGACAGCUGAAGCAGAGACAGAAAUGAUGAAGACUGAGAUAGAACGGAUGUGUGUAAGCCAACAACAUUUAGAAGGUGAAGCCAAAGUCUUCAGGUUAGAGAAAGAGGCUCUAGAGAAAGAGCUGAAAGAAAAACAAGACAAAGUAACUAGUUUAGAAGUUACUAAUUCUACAUUGGUAAACCUACUAAAAGAAAAUAAAAAAGAGAAGGUGCAAAGUAGAGGUGAAUGUGAAAAUGCAGUAAGAUUGAUGGAAUCACAGCUAAAAACGGUCUGUGAAGAAAUUAAACUCCUUUAUUCUGAGAAAGAAACUUUCAAGUCAAAAGAACAGGAUCUCAUUCGUGAAAUUGCUUCUCUCAAACUUGACAAUAUGCAGUUGGUUGGUUGCCUGGAAGAAGCAAAAUCCAGUAACUCUAAAGAACAGCAGUUGGUGGAAGCUUUCAUUCAGGAAUUACAAAGUUUCAAGCAAAAACUGAAUGAAAAUGAUUGUAUUCUUGAGCCAUUACUCAAAAAUGAAGCUUUGCAAGCUAUCCAAGAUGACCUACAGGUGCCUUUCAAACAAACUGAAGAAAAGUUAGAAGUCACACCAUGUGAAAAAUACAUCUUCCUUGGAAAGGUAAACAGCCUAAAUCAAAUGUUGCAGCUCAAGGAAGAGUACGAUUCUUUCUGUCAUUCACUUCUAUUGUGGCUGAAUUAUAGAAUGCUAAAGCAGGAAAAAGCAGUAAUGGAGAAGCAAAUUCAUGAACUUGAAACUCAGCUGAAGAUGACAGCUCCAUGUUUUCAGGUGGAUGUUGGUGCAGAAGAAAUCAGAUUGGAGCUGGAAGAACUGAAGGAAUCAGUUGAGAAAACUAAAGAGGCACAUCACAACUUGGAAAAGCAUUGUACGCUGAUAAUGAAUCACGAUAAACUAGAAGAAGAAAAUGAGAUGCUAAGGACACAGGUCUCUCUUUUAAACACUUGUCUCAAGCAGUUAUUAAAUGACACCAGUUCCUCUCUCCGAAGUUCUCAAAGCCCAGUGGAAAUUAAUAGUGGGCUGCUUAACGAAAAAGCAAUUGUGCCUAAGAUCAUCAAGAAGGGAGAAAAGGGUGAAGAAAACAGAAGCAAUGAAUAUGGCUGUCCUUGCAUUUCUCCCCAAACAUCCUUAGAGCCAAGAAUGGAUUCCCAUCUUUUCAGUCCUAGCUUGAAGUCACCAACAUUUAUUGACAAGUCACAAAUACCAGAGAAGAGUUGUUUCUUUGAGAACCUUAAAACAACAGCAGAGGGCAGCAGACUACAAAAGAUGAACUUUGCAACUGAUCCAGUUGGUAGUUCAAGCCAGGAUUUUACUCCCAGAUCUCCCCUUUCUUCCUGUAACCUGUCAUCCCAAGAGGUUGCCAGAAGAUCUGCUGACCAUCUUGAUAUGAGAUACUCUCCAAGGACAGAAGAAAAUGAGCUGGACAAAGCCUGCCAUGUACAGUGAAUCAGGAGCUGGUUUUAGAUUUGAAAUCCCAGCAGCAAAGAAUUAUUCAG